Messenger RNA from Ornithodoros turicata, 3187 nucleotides. RefSeq lists its product as uncharacterized. The record is from RefSeq and is a predicted model, not a curated record. The coding region runs from base 2439 to 3083 and encodes 214 amino acids. The transcript is spliced from 5 exons. Lineage: Eukaryota; Metazoa; Arthropoda; Arachnida; Ixodida; Argasidae.
GGAACGUUGGCUACGUCCUUCUAGGUGUGGCCAUACUCCGGGGAAGCCAACAACCAAGCACCCUCAUCGCUAACUUCAAUCAACUUGUACUGUGAGAAGACCAUAUGUGUCCGACGUGAGGGUCCGGGGUGCUGCUUAUACGAAUAUCUUAGCGGCAGGUUUCGAAAGGAUGGAAAUGUUGCGCUGAUUACACUUGCACACACUUGAUGGUUCAACGAAACCGCGUUCAAGUCAUACGCACCAACACUCACAUAAACAUACUUUUUCUACCUGGUCGUUGUCCCGAAAGAGCCGCGAGUAAACUCAGUUGCCCGUAUUCACCAAGCCACUUAAACCGUUGUUUAAUGAGGUCGGGUUUAAACAGAUCACUUAGUCUCUCCGGCUCUGAAGCUGAAACGCACGCGCACUAUACACAUUGUCACGAGCUGAUUGAGGGGAGGGAGAAAGUAGCUUACAAUUUGCUCAAUUUUGCACGCAGGAUCUGCAGACUGCUAACCGUGGUAUCGACAUCAUGACUACAUGGGCUGUUUGACGCUCUACUGGUUAUAUGCCCCUGUGGAGGCUCUAAUUUGUCCAUACAAAUCUGUUGACACAAAACACUGCUCGCAAUAUUUGCUUGUAUGCCUCUGCGGGAUAUUUCUACAUGUACAAUUAUCGAAUAACCAAGUCCUAAAGACAUGCUUGCUUUUUUUAACCAAAAUUUCUCCCAGUUGACAUGUACAGCAGCACCAUGGAUUGAUGCCGACAAGCAUAACCCGAUCUCACCAGCACAAAAUUGCGCCGAGAAACAAGCUCAUAGCGAUUUCGAAAACAUAGUGCUUUCAUAAUGACACAGAACGCAACAGUGCUUUCCUAGGGAGCUAGGGAUCUUUCUGGGCAAGCAAAUAAAGCUUUCAAGAGGAUGUAGAGCUUCCUGCAUGUGGUGCCUUUUCCAGAGUGAAACCUGAAAUAUUGUACCUUGUUAAUGCACUGGGACGUCCCACUUAUAACACCAGGUACCCUCCAAGUACUACUAUUCUGGGACGUCACUCUUAACAUUUCACAGGCGAGCAACGUGUUCGAUAUUUAUGCCUUCACAUCCUGGGCAACAUGUACCAUCCUCCGCUGUAUAGCUGCACAUGCAAGUACAUGGAGGUAUAACUGCUUCAUGCGACCACCCCCUUCUCCCUCGCUCUUGUGACCUCCGUUUACACGACUGAUGCAUUUUUAACAGGACACACUUAACAGUAAACCAGGAACACAAAGUACCAGCGAUCACUACAAUGUGCAACAAAUCGUUAAAUGUAUCAACCAGAACAAGCAACGGCAGCACAGCAAACACUAUUGUUAAUAAUGCAUAACAGAGGCACUAGGUGUUGUAUUUAAGGAACCACGCAAAAUCAGCGCCGCUUUUGUUGCUGGAGGUAACAGCUGUUUGUGCACGACUUCCGGUCAGCUUUGGAUCGGAAAGCGACUUGUGUGUAGCUGCCAAUGUUGACAUCACUAACGUGGACGAUAUCUGUUCUAAAUUUGCAGAGCGGAUUUCAAAAUUCCGCUCCAUACCGAUAUUACUUUUUUGUACCAUACUUUUUUUGGCGGGGGGUUUAUUGCCUGACAUACUUCGCUCACGGGUCCAUCACAACGUUCUUUUUCCUUAAUUUCUGCAAUUUCGACUUGAAAAGUAGGCAACAGUAUCUAGCAAAAACUAUUUUGGGUUUUUAUCGAAAUGCUCAGUUACAGCUGCUCCGCGGUAGACCGGCUUUAAACUACCCCUCCCCCCCCCCCCUUAGUUUAAAUCAGUCCUAUGCGAAUACAUGAGAGUUAGACCAUUACUAGAUCGCCGGGUUUACGCCGUGUGAACGGCGAACAAAAUGAGACAUUGAGGGCAAAUAUUGAUUGGAGUGCAACCACAUCCGCCUAACGAACGCUUCUAGUCGACAGGUAAGUCUAAACUUACCAGUAAUUCGCCUAAAUAUUUCCGGCGAAGCGUAGAUUAGGCCUAUGCAUUGCGCACACAAACUCCAUGGAGGCCACAAAGGGCCUCACGGCAGUCGGCUUAGAACAGCAGGGUGGUGAUUGGUGGUUUGCGGACGAAGUUCUCAGACGUCACUAAACCAGUGACUAAGUGAGACUGCUCUUCCCGGACAAUAAACCGCAUCGUCUGCGUGUCAUCAGACGCCAGACAGUGAUGGAUAGCGUGGGAAAACCAAUCUGAAAUGGCGCGCUCACCCUGUGAUUUCCUAGUAUCUGGUACCAUCUCGACCACCACACACUAACAGCUGCGACUUCGCUCCAAUUUCCAGCUACCGAUCAUUUUUACUAUGUAUCCUAACGUAUGCAUUCCAUUGUCGUGGUCAUCACGUGCGUCCACGUUCGUACUGUGCGUGUGUAGACGGUGUGGACAAGCAUUACUGUUCGGUCGCUGCUAUUGAAUGGAAUAGGCUCCCUAGUGCGCCGAAAUGAAUGUCUCAGUAAUUAAGCCAGACGCAUUGGUGUACCGAGCAACUCUUAAUCGUAAUAUAAUGGACCCAAACGUAUGCAGGGCUACAGGACCGUCACCCUGGCAGGGACCUGGCAUGCCGUCUAUGCAGUCAUCAUUCGUUGAGUCGCUGUCAUUCAGGCAUGUGACUGGGUUCCAACCGCUGGCUUUGAAAACAGCGGAAGUGCUCUCUUUCAGCGCUGCGGCCCUUAUAACUGCCUACACGGAUGCUUAUAGACCACUCACAGCUCCAUGCCGGAGUGUCACCCAGGCGAAUCCAAAAGAAUUGGUGUGCCAAAAGGAACGAUAUCAUGAUAUAGUGAUCAAACGUAAUUUGUACCUUGAAACCGACACCAUCCGAUUCGACAAAUGGGGCGGUACGUUUGACAUCACUGUCAAAGCAGCGUACGACUCGGAUUGCACUAUGACGGCAAAGAUGUGUUGGUCUUUCCAAAACCAUAACUUCACGGGCGGCUACGUCAUCUUCGACGUCCACUUUCACUACCUGUGUUCAGCACCACCAGCAUUCGUAGAUUCCAAGGGUGACUUCGGCGUUGUGAAGCGGGCAAAAGUUAAUAUGAACAAGAACUACCAGGGGAUAAAGUGCGGGGACUCGUGCUCAUAACCUCAUGUGAAGAAUGUGAUUACCGUUUGGAUGCGGAGUAUUGUUUACAUGGCCGUGAAGCAAUCUGAUGUGAUAUGAUGCAAUAUAUGAUGUUCCAUCCAUGA